CCGACUUUAACUACGACUGCACUCGUACUCAAACUCCCAAUAUCUCCCAUUUCCAUCUCAGAGAUCUCAUCUUCGUCAAUGUCGACGAAAUCUCAAAUCUCGAUCGCAGUAGUCCUCAUCCUAAUCUCAAUCUCCAUUUUCCUCACUUUCACCGACUCCCAAUCCCACCGCCUCAACCUCCCCUCCUUCUCCCUCUCAAACCCUCGCUCCCUCUCCUCGUCCGCCGCCGCCGUCGAGAUCCGGGCUCGGCCUCUCAAGGUCUUCAUGUACGAUCUCCCGCGCCGAUUCAACUUCGAGAUGCUCGAUCACCGGCCGGAUGGGGUCAAGAGGCAGCACAGUGUUGAGUACUGGAUGACGGCGUCGCUGAUGGUGAAGGGAGGGGAGGGGGAGGGUGCGGAGGCGGUUAGGGUUUUGGAUGCGGAGCAGGCGGAGGUCUUCUUUGUUCCGUUCUUUUCGUCUUUGAGUUUCAAUACGCAUGGGAGGACGAUGACUGAUCCGGAGACUGAGGUCGAUCGACAGCUGCAGAUAGACCUACUUGAUAUUCUCAGAAAAUCCAAGUACUGGCAGCGUUCGGGAGGACGCGAUCAUGUAAUUCCUAUGCACCACCCAAAUGCCUUCAGAUUUCUCAGAGAUCAGGUGAAUGCAUCUAUACUUGUGGUUGUGGAUUUUGGACGAUACCCCAAAAAUUUGUCUUCCCUGAGUAAAGAUGUGGUAACUCCCUAUGUUCAUGUGGUCAGUACCUAUACCGAUGAUAAUAUUCCUGACCCUUUUGAAUCGCGGCCCACACUUCUCUUCUUUCGGGGAAGAACUAUAAGAAAAGAUGAAGGAAUUGUUCGUAAAAGACUGGCCAAGAUAUUAAAAGGCUAUGAUGAUGUCCGUUUUGAGGAUAGCUUUGCUAACACUGAUGGCAUAAAAGCAUCGACGGAAGGCAUGCGCUCAUCAAAGUUCUGCCUCCAUCCAGCGGGCGACACCCCAUCCUCAUGUCGUCUUUUCGACGCCAUCGUCAGCCACUGCGUCCCAGUCAUCGUCAGCGACCACAUCGAGCUGCCCUUUGAAUCAGAGCUCGACUACUCCCAAUUCUCCCUUUUCUUUUCCAUUCAAGAAGCUCUUGAACCGAACUUCUUAGUUUCCAAGCUCCGAGAAGUAACGAAAGAAAGCUGGAUUGAAAUGUGGACAAAAUUAAAGAAUGUAUCACAUAAUUUUGAGUUUCAGUAUCCACCAAAGGCUGGCGAUGGAGUGAAUAUGUUGUGGAGGCAGGUGAAGUAUAAGGCUCCUUAUGCUAGGCUUGCGGCUCACCGGAAUCGGAGGUUGAAGAUUCCGGAUUGGUGGAGUCGACGAAGACGGUGAUGGUUUUAGCUGUGUUUGUACAUUGAGGAGGAUUUUUCUGAAGGUAAAUUGCACAUAAUCUCUCUUGUCAAUACUUCUAGUAGUCUUUAUCACCCCUCAAUUCUUGAGGAAGGGGAUUAUCUACAGUUUAUUCUUCUCAAAUACCAAUCACACUGACAAUUGUUAAUAGAUGACUUGAGAGGUGAUAAAUGAUUCUAAUAAUAUAGAAGAGGAAUUGUUUGUAAUUUACCCUUUUCUAAACUUGGAUUAGUUCUGAUUGAUUGCUGUAUAUUGUCAUUCUUUGAAUAUCACAGAAUAUACUUUUUCAGGAAAUUAAAACAAGGGCA
Molecule: messenger RNA, 1673 nt
Organism: Asparagus officinalis (garden asparagus)
Lineage: Eukaryota; Viridiplantae; Streptophyta; Magnoliopsida; Asparagales; Asparagaceae
Product: probable arabinosyltransferase ARAD1
Molecular function (GO): glycosyltransferase activity
Source: RefSeq, a predicted model, not a curated record